AUGUCCUUCGCCAGAGCCGCUUCCCUUCGUUCCGCCCUCCGGGUCUCGGCGCGCCGGACGAUCCGCCCCGAAUUCAGUCCCCGGUUCGCGCAGAGGACCUACGCGAGCCAACACGGCGCCGCGAAGCCCCAGAGCGAGCUCCCUCUUGCCCUCGGCUCGGCGCUCGUCACGGUGGCCGGCCUGGCGGUGAUCCUGCCAUGGGGAGAGAAGCCCAAGGAGCACGGCCACGACGCUCACGGCAAGGACGAGGAGAAGCACGAGGAGCCCAAGGAGGAAGAGCCUAAGGAGGAGGCCAAGAGCGAGGAGAAGUCUGAUGAGAAGCCCCAGGAGGAGAAGAAGGAGGACUCCAAGGACGAGAAGAAAGAGGAGAAGUCUGACGACUCUGAGAAGUCUGAAGAGAAGCCUAAGGACGAGAAGAAGGACUCCAAGGAGGACUCCAAGGAAGAGAACAAGGAGGAAAAGUCCGAUAACAAGAAGCCCGAGGAAGAGUCCAAGUCUGAAGAGAAGAAGGACGAUUCCAAGGAAGAGAAGAAGGACGAUUCCAAGGAAGAGAAGAAGGACGAUUCCAAGGAUGAGAAGAAGGACAACUCCAAGGAAGAGAAGAAGGACGAAUCCAAGGAAGAGAAGAAGGACGACGACAAGAAAGAGGACGAGAAGCCUGAGGAGAAGAAGGACAACUAA
This is a messenger RNA of Colletotrichum karsti, 681 nucleotides long. RefSeq lists its product as uncharacterized. The transcript has 2 exons. NCBI's taxonomy places the organism in Eukaryota, Fungi, Ascomycota, Sordariomycetes, Glomerellales, Glomerellaceae. The coding region runs from base 1 to 681 and encodes 226 amino acids. The record is from RefSeq and is a predicted model, not a curated record.